Paramecium tetraurelia is the source of this 2106-nucleotide messenger RNA. RefSeq lists its product as uncharacterized. Lineage: Eukaryota; Ciliophora; Oligohymenophorea; Peniculida; Parameciidae. The transcript has 4 exons. The record is from RefSeq and is a predicted model, not a curated record.
AUGGAAGCAUUUAUGAAAUAUUUGAGAGCGAGCGAUCCAUUUGCGAUUGAUGUUCUUUCUAGGAAUGUGAAGCAAAUAUUUGACAUUUUGUUUGUUGACUAUGAAAAGGUUUAAGCUGAGUACUUGGCUAUCUAUAGCGACUUGAUUACUAAGAUCUUUGAGAUUAUUGACAUGAAAUUAGAGCCUCUAAUGAAAUAAAUAGAAGUUAUUUGGGAAGUUAUAUUUGAUUUGAGAUGGAGAAAGACAGCACCAGAUACUUAAUGGGGAAUAGCUCACAGAUUAUUAGAGUUGAUGAAGGAAAGAGACAAGAAAUUCGUGAUUGAUCAAUUUCAAAGACCUAACUUUCUUGUUUCCUUUCUCCCGUUUAUACAUGUUAAUAGCGUUGCUUAGAUCAUAAUAAUCUUUUAUGAGUUUGGGUUUAACUAAUAAUAACUUGAUUUUUUAAAAGCAGGUUUUGUCAUAUUUUAAAAUUUUGAUUCUUUUAGUGCUAUCAAUUUUACCUUCAUUGUUCAUGAAAUAAUGAUUAGAAACAUAAAUGAUGCUCAAGUAUCAUCUAUCAUAAAAGGAGAAAUUCAAAAGAAAAUGCUUUCUAUAAUUGUUCGGGAUGAAAUCAAUCAUAUUACAAAGAAGAAUGCUGCUCAUAUUUUAUCAUUAGUAUCGAAUUAUUAUUCAAUGAAUAUGUAGAAUAUCUAAUUGGAAGAACCAGAGACUUAAGAAAUUAUAUAAAAUUUUAGAAAUACUGAAUUCUUUUAGUCUUUUGAUGUUUAAAUAAUAGCAUUAGCUUUGAAUCAAUCACUAUUAUAUUAAACUAAGGUUGGCUUAUUGAACAUUAAGUUGGUUGAAAUUGUUGAUAAUUUAGUCAGAAUCACAGAUAUCUAAUUAUGGGAAAGGGUUGACAAGGCAAAUAUCAUGGAAUUGAUAUUUAGUUUAAUGCAUAAAUUUAAUAAAUCAGAUAUCUUUAUAUCUUAUGUGAACAACAUGAUUUAGUUCAUUUUUGAUAGGGCAUUAAACGACUACCAUCCAUAUUGGGCAUCCAAACUAAUAUUAAAGAAUAAAAUACAUGAAAAACAUCAUAGAUAAAUAGACAAUUAAAUUUAUUAAUUUGAAUAAAAAUUGUCCCUUAAGUUAAUUAAGGAUGGAGAUUUCUUGCCAUACUUUGACUAUUUGAAAUAGAUAGAAGAAUAAUUGAUGGUUUCUCAUAAUUGGAGAACAUUGAAGGUACAUUAAAUGAAACUAGAGGAACGACAUAAGAAUAAAUUAGGAGAAGAUCCUAGCAGUCCUUAAUUUGAAGAAAGGUUUAUUGUAUCAGCCCUGGAUGUAGAGGAAGCCAAAUAUUUAGAAGAAGAUGGAAUUGAUGAAUAAACUAACAAUAUAUUUAUUAAUUGUUAGAGUAACUCAACUCCAAAAUAAAAUUAUCUAGAAAUAACUCAAAAUAAAUUCGAAACCAUCCCAAUUUAAAAUGCAGAUUCAGAAUCUAAUUCAGAAUCAUAUAUUAGUGAGAGUGAAGAAUUCAAAGAGAAAAAGAAUAUUUAGGAUAAGAACGAUGAAAACUCAUAUAAUACUUUAAAUGAAUUUGAAUUGGUUUUGUAAGAUAUGGGUUAUUAUACAGAUUACUCAAACAAAUUAUCCUACUCUGAUCCAUUAGAUAAUAAGGAAAUGAAGGAUAGAGCUCUAUCCAAUUCGUUUAAUAAGGUCAAAUAAUAAAACAACGCUAUGGCCAUUUCACUAAAUCAUGAAUGUGAUAUUCCUCCUUAAGUACCUUAAAGGAGAAGUUCACUAUAGCUAGUUUCUAACGUUAAGAAAUUAAAUAAAGAUUUCGAAGAAUUUCAUAUUGAUUACUUAAAUAAUCGAAAAAUUCUCAAAACAAAUGAUAAUCACAUUUUAAAAGUUGAUGAGAUUGAUCUUUAAAAAGACUCGCCUUAAAAAUUAAUGGAAGUUGUUUUUUAAAAAUAAAAUAAUGAGAUUGUAUUCAGAACAAAACUUAUAGAGUAAUCAAAUUUUGAAAAAAAUUUAGGAAAUAAGAUCGAAAAAGUUGAAGAUAUAAAGUUUAGAUAAAUUUAAGAAAAGGAUUUACAUUUUCUAGAAUUUUUAAAUAAUUAGGAAUGA